This is a messenger RNA of Musa acuminata AAA Group (dessert banana), 3073 nucleotides long. Its product is annotated as receptor-like protein kinase FERONIA. Lineage: Eukaryota; Viridiplantae; Streptophyta; Magnoliopsida; Zingiberales; Musaceae. Gene Ontology annotation, biological process: protein phosphorylation. The record is from RefSeq and is a predicted model, not a curated record. The transcript has 2 exons. The coding region runs from base 219 to 2936 and encodes 905 amino acids. Gene Ontology annotation, molecular function: transmembrane receptor protein tyrosine kinase activity; ATP binding.
UCUCGACUCUUGCAAUCUAUUGCUUGCGACGAUUGUGGCGCCGACUCAUAUUAUGAACGCCUCCCCUCCGCGACUCCCAAUUCAACUCUCUCGCAGUUCUUCGUGCUGAACGUGAGCGCGGGACUUGAAGAUUUAGAUGUUGAAUGCUAAUUUUCCCUGCUGAAUUCCGGAGAGUAGAGUGAGGCCAAUCGAUUUCUUCGUUAAAGAUCCGAUUUUUGAUGGAUUUAGGGUUCCUUUUCCUGGAUCAGUCAUGGUCUCUGAUGCAGCUCCGUUCCCUUCUCUGUGCCUCCUUCGCCUUCUUGCUACUGGCGACUACUUUGGUCGUCGUUGCUGUCGACAACUCCACCUAUUACGUGCCAAGAGACGACAUCCUCCUCAACUGCGGCGCCUCCGGCCAGGCAUCUAGCUUCGACAGACGAUCCUGGACCGGCGACACCGGAACCAGGUACGCCCCCUCCUUGAACGGCAGCGGCGGCUUCAAUGCUCUACCGCUAGAUCCAUCGGUCUCCACGGUCCCGUACUCCACCGCUCGGGUCUUCACUUCUCCCUUCACCUACCGCUUCCCUCUCAGCGCCGGCCCGAUAUUUAUCCGCCUCCAUUUCUACCCUUCCGAUUACUCCAACCAUGCCGCUUCCGAUGCCUUCUUCUCCGUUACAUCUGGCCCUUACAUCCUUCUUCACAACUUCAGCGCCUACCUAACUGCCGAUGCCCUAAAUUUCGCCUAUCUAAUCCGUGAAUACUCCGUAAACGUCUCCACCGGCGGCCUAAACCUCACUUUCACCCCAUCAACCACCCAUCCCAACUCCUAUGCCUUCAUUAACGGUAUCGAGAUUCUAUCAAUCCCUGACUUGUUUAGCUCAGCAACACCGUUGCUUGUCUAUGGCGAUGAUGAUAAUCAUGCUUACACUAUCGAUCCCGACCAAGCUCUGGAGACGGUUUACCGGCUCAAUGUGGGUGGGCAAGCAAUUCCCCCCAUCGAAGAUUCCGGCUUGUUCCGCUCUUGGGACGACGACUCGCCUUACAUUUAUGGGGCUGCAUUUGGUGUGACCGACUCCAAUGAUCCGAAUGUUACCAUCACAUACCCGACCAGUGUUCCAAAUUACAUUGCACCACCGGAUGUCUACUCCACAGCAAGAUCAAUGGGUCCAAAUGCACAGGUGAACUUGAACUACAAUUUAACCUGGAUUCUCCCUGUGGAUGCUGGCUUCUAUUACCUUGUCCGGCUACAUUUCUGUGAAAUCCAGUAUCCGAUAGUGAAGAAAAACCAGAGAGUCUUUGACAUCUACCUUAAUAACCAGACUGCAAAAGAAAAAGCUGAUGUCAUUGGUUGGAGUGGCGGGAUCGGUAUCCCUGUGUACAGGGACUAUGUGGUGACGACAAUGGGAAGAGAGCAGAUGGAUCUGUGGGUUGCGCUUCAUCCAUAUACACUCUCCGAACCAGAGUAUUAUGAUGCCAUCUUGAAUGGGCUUGAGGUGUUCAAGCUGCAGAACAGUAAUAACAGCCUGGCUGGUCUUAAUCCAGGAGCACGCUCGCAGCUCUACGUUGAUCCUGGAGAUCACAGGAAGGGGAGUGCGAAACAUAAGAGUGAAGUUCCUGUUAUUGUUGGUGGCGUGGUCGGAGGUUUUGCUGUUUUGCUCGCUGGUUUUUGCCUAAUUGGAAUGUGCAAAUGCCAGAAGAAGAAGAUGGUGAAGGAAGGGAAGGGUGCAGUUACAAGCAAUGGGCCUUAUGGUUUGUCGCCUCUCUCCCUCUAUGGCAACACACGUUCAGUUGCGUCGGCUGAUUUCAAUCUCUGCCGCUACUUCUCCAUUGCAGAGAUAAAAGCUGCCACAAAUGACUUCGAUGAGUCCCUUCUUCUUGGAGUUGGUGGGUUCGGAAAGGUCUACCGUGGGGAGAUAGAUGGUGGGAUCACAAAGGUGGCCAUCAAGCGUGCUAACCCGAUGUCCGACCAAGGUGUCCAUCAAUUCCAGACUGAGAUUGAGAUGCUUUCCAUGCUCCGACACAACCACCUUGUCUCUUUGAUCGGUUACUGUGAGGAGAACUGUGAGAUGAUCCUAGUCUACGAUUACAUGGCACAGGGGACCCUCCGCGAGAAUCUUUGCAAGACACAGAAGCCGCCUCUUCCAUGGAAACAGCGGCUUGAGAUCUGCAUCGGGGCUGCACGCGGUCUGCAUUACCUUCACACCGGUGCCAAGCAUACCAUCAUACAUCGAGAUGUGAAGGCAACAAACAUACUGUUAGAUGACAAAGGGGUUGCAAAAGUUUCAGAUUUCGGGCUCUCGAAGAUUGGUCCGAACGCCGACGAGUCCCAUGUCAGCACGGUGGUGAAGGGAAGCUUUGGUUACUUCGAUCCAGAGUACUUUAGAAAGAUGCAGCUCACAGAGAAAUCUGAUGUCUACUCUUUUGGGGUCGUGCUGUUUGAGGUCCUGUGUGCUCGGCCAGCUCUUAACCCCAUGCUUUCAGAUGAAAAGGUGAGCUUGUCGGAGUGGGUACUGCACUGCCAAAAGAAUGGCAUGCUCGACAUGAUCAUUGAUCCCUACUUGAAGGAUAAGAUUGCUCCACUGAGUUUCAAGUGGUUUGUAGAGACUGCAGUGAAAUGUUUGGCUGAUACUGGGAAGGAACGACCAUCCAUGGUUGAUGUGGUUCGGAACCUUGAGCUUGCCCUCCAACUACAGGAAAGAGCAGAGGAAAGUGACAGCAUCGAUGGAGGGAUCUCCGAUGAGACUGUGUUGUUUGUCGGAACAGAAAAUAAAGACUCCGAUGAUCGAUUGAUCGAAUCGAGCACUACAACGAGCGUAAUAAGGCAGAGUCCCGCUAGUCAAGAAUCUCAGGUAUUAGAAACUCAAAUAGAGCGUUCAAGUGGAUCUUCAUAUAUCUCAGAAGAUACUUUAAUAUAUAAUAUUCAUGAUGUUAAUACUGCAAUAAUUAUCAAUAUAUAAAUUUCUUACAUAUCGAUAAUGUAUUUUAUACUUGAACAAUGUAUUUUAUGCUUCCCAUAAUGUUAUUGCAAUUAGCAAUAGAGAUUUGUAAUGUAAACCCUAUGGAGCUGCAAGAACUGCUGCUUCUUUUGCUUGGA